AUGUCAUCAGUCCCAACUCGUCAACUAGGCAAGAAUGGCCCUCUAGUCCCUCGAAUCGGCUUCGGUACCAUGGGUCUCUCAAUGAGCUAUGGAAAGCCCUUGCCCGACGAGCAGCGCCUCGAACUCCUCGACCACGCCCAUAAAAUCGGCGCGACCUUCUGGGACACCAGCGACUUCUACGGCGACUCCGAAGACAUAAUAGCAAAAUGGUUCGCCAAGACCAACAAGCGCUCCGACAUCUUUCUCGCAACCAAAUUCGGCGCCGUCGUCCUAGACGGCGGCCGAUUCAGUUUCCGGGGCGACGCCGCCUACGUCAGCGAGGCCUGCGAGAAGAGCCUAAAGCGUCUCGGCGUCGACUACAUCGACCUAUACUACCCGCACCGACUAGACGGCAGCACGCCCGUCGAGCUAAUCGUCGCCGAGAUGGUCAAGUUGAAAGACCAAGGCAAAAUCCACCACCUCGGCCUGUGCGAAGUCUCCGCCAGCACCCUGCGGCGCGCACACGCAAUCCACCCCAUCGCCGCCGUGCAAAUCGAAUACAGCCCAUUCACAACGGAAAUCGAGUCGCCAGACACCUCUCUCCUCUCCACCUGCCGCGAACUCGGCGUCGCGAUCGUAGCCUACAGCCCUCUCUCCCGGGGUUUGCUCACAGGCCAAAUAACGAAACCAGACGACUUCGGCGCAGAGGACGUGCGCCGGCACUACCCGCGCUUCUCGGCGGAGAACUUCCCGAGGAAUAUGGCGGUUGUGGAGGAGUUGCGCAGGAUGGCGGGGGAGAAGGGGUGUACGGCUGCGCAGUUGACGCUGGCGUGGUUGUUGGCGCAGGGGGACGAGGUGUUUCCGAUUCCGGGGACUACGAAGAUCGCCGCCCUAGAGGAGAAUUUCGCGGCUGCGUCUGUGUCGUUGACCGCUGACGAGACUGCGCGUAUUAGGUCGCUCGUCGACGCGGCGUCGUGCCAUGGUACCCGAUAUCCGCCCUCUCAUGCCCUGGGAUUGUUUGCCGAUACGCCAACUUUCGAAGACUAUAAGCCUUUUUCUGCUCGUACGGAAAUUAUUGGGGCUGUUUAUGAGUAG
Molecule: messenger RNA, 1074 nt
Organism: Annulohypoxylon maeteangense
Lineage: Eukaryota; Fungi; Ascomycota; Sordariomycetes; Xylariales; Hypoxylaceae
Product: Aldo/keto reductase
Exons: 4
Coding region: 1-1074 (357 amino acids)
Cellular component (GO): cytoplasm
Source: RefSeq, a predicted model, not a curated record